AUGUCCCUGAAGCAGGAAAUCGAAACAUGGGUCCAAGCCCUCGCACACUAUGACAAUAAUGAAUUUGAGGAGGCUCUCAAGAUAUUCUCUAAUAUUUCCGACACCUCGAGAAUUCUGUUCAACUGUGGUGUAAUAUACGCUACGUUGGGCGAGCACGCAAAGGCUGUCGACUAUUACCAGCAAGCUAUCGCUCUGGACAAGUAUUUCGCUAUUGCUUACUUCCAAGAAGGUGUCUCGAAUUUCCUCCUCGGAGACUUCGAGGAAGCGCUCGUCAACUUCAAUGACACGCUGCUCUACCUGCGAGGGAAUACGUCUAUUGAUUAUGACCAGCUGGGGCUGAAGUUCCAGCUGUUUUCCUGCGAAGUGCUGUUCAACCGUGGGCUGUCGUACAUCUAUCUAAACCAGAUCGAACAAGGGAUGCAGGAUCUGGAUUUUGCAUCCAAGGAAAAAUUCAAGCCCGAUCAUGAGGUCAUUGACGAAGCGAUCAGGGAGAAUGCUGAGGGCUACACUGUUUUCUCGAUCCCAGUCGGCGUCGUUUACCGUCCUAGUGAAGCAAAGGUGAAGAAUCUCAAGACAAAGGAAUAUCUAGGCAAGGCAAAGCUGGUAGCAGCCUCAGAUCGCGGAAAUGCUUUCGUCGGAUUCCAAGGCUCCGAAAUCAAGAGAACAAGAACGCUCGACACUUCAAAGGACGACAGACCUCCAGAUGCUAUUUCGUAUGCAGCUACCAACCUCGUACAGAAGAACUUGGUCAGCAAAACACGACAACAGUCAGAACCCCCAAUCAAUCGCAACAUGUUUCCCCCUACACCUCCUCCGGAUGCCUCGCAAUCGUUUUUCGGUGCAAACUCCAAUGGCCCCCCCAAACCCCUCCGGUCUGGUUCGCUACGUGAGCCACCAUUCGCUGUUGUCCGAAAUCCAACAGUGGGCGAUGUCCCUCCAGUCGACAGAUUACGACUCGGGCCUUCUCGAUCGGUUUCUGAGUCUCGAAAUCCAGGCAUGAAGCCACAAUUUGCCGCAAAGCCGCCCAAUGGAAACAAUCAGUCUCAAUAUCCCCCUCCGGGAGGAAAUCGCCGUCCAAACUUUAUGCCGUUGUCCGAGGAGGAAGAUACCGGUGCCGUCUACGACAUGUAUGCUCGCCCCGAAGCGCCUCGGAGCGUCUACGCCCCACGAUAUAGAAACCCCAGACAGCCGCAACAGCAACCGCAACAACAACGGGUCUACGGCGAAGAUGACAACUACGACAGCGACGCCUACGAAGACGAUUCCAUCGGCGAGACACAGUUCGAGAUGAUGGGCCCGCAGCGGCGCCGCACCACGGGCUCCAAACGCUCCGACAUCAAGAAGAUCCGCGUAAAGGUGCACGCGGACCAGGACACGCGGUUCAUCAUGAUCGGCCCCGCCGUCGAGUUCGGCGUGCUCGAGGGCAAGAUCCGCGAGAAGUUCGGCUUCAAGUCGCGGCUGAAGAUCAAGAUGCGCGACGACGGCGACAUGGUCACGCUGGGCGACCAGGACGACUUGGACAUGCUCCUCUCAGCGACGCGCCAGGCGGCGAGGAAGGAGAGUCUCGAUAUGGGUAAAUUAGAGAUUUGGGUCAACGAACAGUAA
This is a messenger RNA of Ophidiomyces ophidiicola, 1605 nucleotides long. RefSeq lists its product as uncharacterized. The coding region runs from base 1 to 1605 and encodes 534 amino acids. The transcript has 5 exons. NCBI's taxonomy places the organism in Eukaryota, Fungi, Ascomycota, Eurotiomycetes, Onygenales, Onygenaceae. Gene Ontology annotation, molecular function: protein binding. The record is from RefSeq and is a predicted model, not a curated record.